GCAAGUUGUGGCUCAGACAAUUCCAGGAGCGUUCAACAAUAUCGCAUUUUGUUUACAACCCAUGGCCCGUGCUUUGUGUUUGGGACUUGGGUUUUGGUUGGCGUCAGGCGAGGUGCACCCGGAGCGCGCCGCAUUGCUCGCGGAGGUGCAACAGAUACCGGGGCUCACCUGGACCCCGAGCCUCGUGGAACGUUUUGCGGCGGAAGCGCCGGGAAAUUCCAAAAGCUACGGCGUCAAGGGCAACGUGUCCGAGGCCAUCCAAAAGGCAAUCCAGCGCGGGGAUUUGGAGCGUGUGCUCUUCAUCGACGACGGCGAACUCCCAGAAACCUUUGACUCGGCUCAACAGUGGCCGGAGUGCGCCAAGAUGAUCAAUGACAUUCGUGACCAGUCCAACUGUGGUUGCUGCUGGGCCUUCGCAGGUGCCGAAGCGGCCUCGGAUCGCAUGUGCAUCGCCACCAAGGGAAAGACCAUGGUGCUCAUCUCGGCUCAGGAUGUGUGCUUCAACUCCAACCCGGAUGGCUGUGAUGGCGGCAUGAUCGACACCCCCUGGAGCUACAUCAAGUCCACGGGCGCGGUCAGUGGUGGCCAAUACCAGGGCACUGGACCCUUCGGCAAGGGCCUCUGCAGCGAUUUUUCAUUGCCUCACUGCCAUCACCAUGGGCCCCAGGGCAAAGAUCCUUACCCCGCAGAGGGCAAGCCGGGAUGCCCCUCAGAGUCGUCCCCAGCUGGGCCCACCAAGUGUGAUUCCACGGCCAAGGCGCCACAUGAUGACUUUAAAAAGGACAAGUACAGCUACAACGGCAAGACCCAGACCGCAUCUGGAGAGAAGGCCAUUCAGCAGAUGAUCAUGGCAGGCGGCCCAGUGGAAACUGCCUUCACGGUGUACUCGGACUUUGAGCUGUACACCCACGGCAUUUACAAGCACGUCUCUGGGUCAGCCGCUGGUGGGCAUGCCGUGCGCAUGGUUGGUUGGGGUGUGGAGAAUGGCGUGAAGUACUGGAAGAUUGCGAACUCUUGGAACCCGUACUGGGGCGAGAAGGGUUUCUUCCGCAUCAUCCGCGGCACCAACGAGGGUGGCAUCGAGGAUCAGGUGGUUGGCUCCUCUCCCAGCGCCACCUGGACCCAUGGUGGACAGGGCGAGGCUCAGAUCGUGGUCUGAGAUGGUGAUGUUGUGAACCCAUGAAAAUCUGGAGCCCAUCGACCCAGCUAUAAAAAACCAUGGGGAAGUUGUUCUACCGAAAAGAGGAACUGGUUUUGA
Molecule: messenger RNA, 1258 nt
Organism: Cladocopium goreaui
Lineage: Eukaryota; Dinophyceae; Suessiales; Symbiodiniaceae
Source: the annotation of a GenBank genome assembly